UAUACCAUGCUGGUCUUCCACAAACUCUUAUAUCUAUCUAUUGAGAGCGACAAGGAAAACGGUUGGCAGGGAUUGCCUCGUCUGCUUUUGAAGUCUCCAAAUCUACAAACUCUAGUUAUAAAGGGUCUUGUGCACAAAGUUACUUAUAGAUGUGGAAACGCAUGCGUUUGCACUAGCAAGCCUAAGAAAAAGGAAUUAUAUAAGCGUUAUGAAGAUGUAAGUCCUCUUUAUGAGGUGAAGGGAAUGUGUUGUUUAUCGACAUGUCGAGUCAAAGUGCUAGAGAUCUCAGGCUAUGGAGGAAGUACUGGAGAGGUGAAACAAAUGAGGCAUUUCUUGGGAAAAUUGAAAUAUCUUGAAACUGUGAAAAUUGGUGUUGAAGAAGACAAUAACAACAAUGGUGAGAACUUGCGUGCCAAUAUCAUGACUCUUGAUAGAGUUUCAUCAAAGUGCAAUAUCCAAUUCAUCUAAAUUCUCUCUUGCUCUGUCUGAAAUCUCUCUCCCGUUGUUGUUUUUGUAGCUUAGACUUGUGAAGGAGACUUAAAAACAUGGGUUGUUGUUAAUUAUAAAUAUUGUUGCAUAAUAUUUUGUUUUGGUAUUUCUAAGUUGUCAAACUAA
Messenger RNA from Capsella rubella, 615 nucleotides. RefSeq names its product F-box/LRR-repeat protein At5g35995. NCBI's taxonomy places the organism in Eukaryota, Viridiplantae, Streptophyta, Magnoliopsida, Brassicales, Brassicaceae. The transcript has 2 exons. The record is from RefSeq and is a predicted model, not a curated record. Bases 7 to 468 code for a protein of 153 amino acids.